This is a messenger RNA of Benincasa hispida (wax gourd), 2032 nucleotides long. Its product is annotated as rho GTPase-activating protein 3-like. Lineage: Eukaryota; Viridiplantae; Streptophyta; Magnoliopsida; Cucurbitales; Cucurbitaceae. Gene Ontology annotation, biological process: signal transduction. The record is from RefSeq and is a predicted model, not a curated record. Gene Ontology annotation, molecular function: GTPase activator activity.
ACUCAUAAAAGCUUCCAAAACAUAAUCACACUCUUAUGUAUCACAAUUCACAACCAAACUGCACCAACAAAAAAUUCCAUUACAAAUUUGCAAACCAACAGUCUUUAUCCUCCAUUUUUUCCUCUCUCUCUCUCUCCCCCCAUUAAAUCUUUUGUUCAUUCAUUCAUCUAUCCAUCGUCAUCCUCUUCCUUUCACUCCCAAGCAAAGCAAACCCUCUUUUCUUCUCUCUGUGUUUGUUUUUCUGAAGAAAUAAAAACAACCCGCAAUUUAUUUUUCAUCUAUUUACUUGUUUUCAAGCAUCAAUGACUCGUUUAUUUCGAUCCAAAUCGUGCGGACACGUCAGAGUUGCGGAGUUCAAGCCGCCGCCACCGCCGCCGAGCUCUUAUUAUGACAGUGAUGAUGAGGAGGAAGAAGAGGAAGAGGAAGAGGAAGAGGAAGAAGAUGACGAUUAUUAUGGAGAUGGGGUUGGGAUUGGGGUAAAUGAAGAUGGGUUUGGCUUGGUUUUGAGAAAUUCAGUCUGUGAUAGCGAUGAGGACAAGCAAGAGGGAGCUACGAGGCAUAAUAAUAACGGGAAUCAGUUUCCGAUACUUGACAUUUUGGUAACGGCAUUGAGGAAAUCAUUGGUUACUUGCAGUGUGGAACCAGAUGAUGUUUCUUCCAUGGAUAUUAGCUCGCCUGUGAAUGUGAGGCAUGUUUCCCAUGUUACAUUUGAUAGGUUUAAUGGGUUUCUGGGUUUGCCUACAGAAUUCGAACCUGAGGUGCCAACCAGAGUGCCAAGCGCCAGUGCUAGCGUUUUCGGAGUUUCUGCCAAGUCAAUGCAGUGUUCUUUUGAUGACAGAGGAAAUAGUGUACCGACAAUCCUUCUUAUGAUGCAAAAGCGGUUGUAUUCAGAGGGAGGUCUAAAAGCAGAAGGAAUAUUUCGAAUAAAUGCUGAGAAUAGUCAGGAAGAGUUUGUCCGAAAGGAACUAAACAGUGGCGUAGUGCCACGAGGCAUUGACGUUCACUGUUUAGCAGGCUUGAUCAAGGCAUGGCUCAGAGAACUUCCUACAGGUGUGCUUGAUUCACUAACCCCAGAACAAGUGAUGCAUUGCAACACAGAGGAAGACUGCACUCAACUUGUUAAACUACUCCCUCCCAUGGAAGCUGCUAUCCUUGACUGGGCUAUCAAUUUGAUGGCAGAUGUCGUGCAACACGAAACAUACAACAAGAUGAAUGCACGCAACAUUGCGAUGGUUUUUGCACCAAACAUGACUCAGAUGGCUGAUCCUUUGACCGCACUAAUUCAUGCUGUACAAGUAAUGAACUUGUUAAAGACCCUUAUUCUCAAGAUCCUCCAAGAAAGGGAAGAAUCAGAGGCCAGGCAGCCAUCCUCUUGCUCGGAUCCUCCCAACCCCAAGAUCAAUAUGAAACCUUCAAACUCAACCAGUGAAAAAUCCACUGAUCGACUGACAAAUACAAUUGCUAGUGCUGCAAUCGAUGACGCAAGAUGUAUCAGUUUCGAUAGAGUUGACUACACUUCCGGGGGGAAAUUUGAAAGCUUCGAAGAGAAAGACGAAGAAGAAGAAGAAGAGCAAUACCAUUCAGCUUCUGGAAGAAGUACUCCGGUUCGAUAUGGAGUCGGGGCAUUACAAAGUGGAUAUGAAACAAGUGACUGGCUAAGUUUGAGAAAAGGGGUGAGGAAGUUAUGCAGGCACCCAGUAUUUCAGCUGAGUAAGUCAAGUAAGAAGAGUAGAAGUUUUGGAGUUGUGAGUUGUAAGUAUUAGGAAAAGAGGAGGAAACUGACUGCUAAGAUUUAUAAGUGUCCACAUAUUGCUUAGGCUUUUGCUGGGGUUUGUGUAAACAGUUGUAAUACUAAUAAUACAGAUGCGAGUGUUUGAUUAUUGGAUAAAUUUCAAAUGUUACUGUAACACGCGAGUGCUUUAAAGCUUUAGAGGAAGAAGACUGGAAAACCACAUUUUAUAGUCUUUCUCUAUUGUAAGAUCAUUGUGAUUGAUUGCCAAGGUAAUGGAAAAGUAUUCCUUUCCCUACUUAA